AGCCUGGUAUAUAAAUUACAGGUUUAAGAAGAUCGUAGUGCAGAAGGGUGCUGCAAUAUUCUUUUUGUGAUCUGAAAGGUGAAUUAUUUCUAUUGUAUAAAUGUAUAGGUCUAGGGCAGAAUUCGCCUUUGUUGCAGAGUAUGCAUGCAUUUUUGGAUCGAUCCUUUAACAUCUUGUGUGGGAAUUAUUAGCAGAAGAAUUACAAAUCCCAAAUGAAGCUGGUCAUCACCCUCUCCUUGUUACUGAUUAGUCUUGAAGUCCAAUGCCAUCGUCUCCCAGGACACAACGAUGACCAAGCUAGCCAAGGAGACAAGACAUUACUGGAACAUCCACAUCUUUCUUCAGAAGAACAGAGACAGGAUUCCUCCAGCUAUCUUAAGAUAGGUCCCAGUAAUUCUGACUUUGCAUUCAGAUUCUACAGGAACAUAGCUUCAGGCGCAGGUUCGAGGAACAUUUUCUUCUCCCCAAUCAGCAUCUCUGCAGCUUUUGCACUGCUGACCCUGGGUGCCAAGUCGGAAACCCAAAGUCAGAUUCACGAAGGACUCGCGUUUAACCUGUCAGUGACUGAGGAGAAUGAGAUACACAAAGGAUUCCGCCACCUCAUCCAUGCCCUUCACCGCCCGGAUAACAAAGCACAGGUGAAGAUGGGAAAUGCCUUGUUCAUUGAACAGUCGUUGAAGUUUCUGCCUAAGUUUUUGGAGGAUGUCAAAACCUUCUAUGAAGCAGAAGGCUUCCUCACCAACUUCACCAUUCCCAGAGUGGCUAAAAGGCAGAUAAAUGAUUACGUGCAGAACAAAACUCAGGGGAAAAUAGCCCAUGCACUCGAGGACCUUGAUCCGAGCACUAUACUGGUUCUUGUGAACUAUAUCUUCUUCAAAGCUUACUGGCAACACCCUUUUGACACUCACAUGAUCCGGGAAAAGGACUUCUUUGUGGAUGCAAACACUACGGUGAAAGCCAGCCUGAUGUAUCGAAAAGGCUACUACAAAUACCUCCAUGAUGAAGACUUGUCUUGCUGGGUGGUGGAGAUUCCAUACAAAGGAGAUGCCACGUCAUUCUUCAUUCUGCCUGACGAAGGAAAAAUGGAGCAUGUGGAAGGUGCAUUGGCAAAAGAAAGUCUGUCUAAAUGGAUAGCAUCUUUUAAAUCAGACAAUGUACGUCUUUUCAUCCCCAAAUUUUCCAUUUCUGCAUCCUAUGAUGUCAAAGACUUGUUGCAGAAGAUGGGUGUGCAAGACGUCUUUAAUGAUGUCGCUGAUCUGUCUGGAAUUACCGGAGAACGUGAGCUGAAGGUUUCCAAAGCUGUUCACAAGACUGUUCUGGAUGUUAACGAGAGUGGCACUGAGGCAGCGGCAGUCACCACGAUAGAGUUUAUGUUCCGUUCCGCUCCAUUUCAACCUGUACUUACUCUAAAUUUCAACAAACCCUUCCUGAUUAUUAUUUUAGAUAAGGCAACAUGUAGCAUUCUCUUCAUAGGGAAGAUCUUGAACCCUACUGUGCAAUGAAUAUUACAAGAGCCAGAGUCUUAAGAGUACAGCCUUUUUCGGAGAUUUAAAAAAAAACUGGAUUUCCCGCUUUGCAUUUUCUUAGCCUAGUCCUGGUGGUGCACAUAACCAGUUGUCUCUGGGAUGAAUAAGAAGAUGAGUGACUUCAAAGACAUUUUAUAAUAAAAAUGAUUUUAAAACAUU
Messenger RNA from Lacerta agilis (Sand lizard), 1685 nucleotides. RefSeq names its product alpha-1-antitrypsin-like. Lineage: Eukaryota; Metazoa; Chordata; Lepidosauria; Squamata; Lacertidae. The record is from RefSeq and is a predicted model, not a curated record. The transcript has 5 exons. Gene Ontology annotation, biological process: negative regulation of endopeptidase activity. Gene Ontology annotation, molecular function: serine-type endopeptidase inhibitor activity. The coding region runs from base 213 to 1502 and encodes 429 amino acids.